Glossina fuscipes is the source of this 2195-nucleotide messenger RNA. It is a transcript of the gene Npl4, whose product is annotated as nuclear protein localization protein 4 homolog. The transcript has 9 exons. Gene Ontology annotation, molecular function: ubiquitin protein ligase binding; ubiquitin binding. Lineage: Eukaryota; Metazoa; Arthropoda; Insecta; Diptera; Glossinidae. The record is from RefSeq and is a predicted model, not a curated record. The coding region runs from base 233 to 2164 and encodes 643 amino acids. Gene Ontology annotation, biological process: ubiquitin-dependent protein catabolic process. Gene Ontology annotation, cellular component: nucleus.
AACUGUUGUCAUUGGUUUCAAUUUUUAAUUAUUUUGCAUUUUUUAAAUAGAAAAUUCGAUAGACAUCAAAAGAAAAAAUAUAAAUUAUUUAAACGGCAAAACUCUAAACAUAUAUAUGAAGGAGUUAUAGUGACCAAGAGGGAAUUGUGCAACAGUUUCAAACGCGUUUUCUAUUAAAAAAAAUAAAAUAAAUUUCGUCGCUGCCGUGAUCUAACAAAUACACACGGCAGACAUGUCGAAAUCAACUUCAAAUUUUUUAGUUCGAAUACAAUCACCGGAAGGCAUUAAACGUAUUGAGAUCUCACCGAAAUCCAGCUUUAAACAACUUUACGAAUGCGUACAAAGGGUCCUCAAAAUUGAUGGCUUUGGUUUAUUUAAAGAGAGAAAUUUUUCAAAUGAGCUUUAUGCCAAUUCGUCGCAACAAAUCGGUAGCGCGCUUAAGCAUGGCGACUUGAUAUAUUUAAAGCAAAUAGCCAGUGGUUCUGCUCGCCGCACCAGUACUGCUAGCAUAGAUAAUUUUGAAAACUUUUCUGGUUCGUUAGCGGACAAUUUUAGUAAAACCAAUGUUGUUAUAGAAGAUGAAGUCGACCAACUUUUGGCUAAAGAAGACGGUUUAAUUAAACGCGGUCGAGAUACUAAAUUAUGCCAUCAUGCUUCCAAUGGUUGCUGUGUUCAUUGUUCGCCCAUGGAACCAUACGAUGAAUCAUAUCUGAAAGAGCAUAAAAUUAAACAUUUAUCAUUUCACUCGUACAUACGAAAGCAAACUUCGGGUAUUGAUCGUGGCAAGUAUAUGGUGUUCGAUGAUAUCAAUUGUCGCAUUAAAACUGGCUGUCGUGAUCACUUACCUUGGCCUAAGGGUAUAUGUUCCAAAUGUCAACCGUCGGCCAUUACGUUAAAUCGUCAAGUUUACCGUCAUGUGGAUAACGUUAUGUUUGAGAAUACAAAUAUAGUAGAACGAUUUUUGAAUUAUUGGCGCACUACCGGUCAUCAGCGUAUGGGUUUUCUUUACGGUACUUAUGAAAUGAAUACAGAUGUCCCCUUGGGUAUACGGGCGAAGGUAGCAGCUAUUUAUGAGCCGCCACAGGAAACUACACGAGAUUCGAUAAAGUUUUUGGACGAUGAGGCAAUAAAUGAUGUGGAAGAAGUCGCGAAAGUUUUGGGUUUAAGAAAGGUUGGCUGGAUAUUUACUGAUUUAAUAACCGACGAUCCAGCAGCUGGUACGGUUAAACAAUUGCGUGGUAUUGAGACUCAUUUUCUAACUGCUCAAGAAUGUAUAACGGCUGGUGAAUUACAAAAUCGUCAUCCAAAUUCUUGCAAAUACUCUUCGAACGGUUCUUUUGGCUCGAAAUUCGUUACAGUUUGCGUUACGGGUGAUAAAAAAAAACAAGUGCAUAUGGAAGGUUAUGCUGUUUCGGCCCAAUGUAUGGCAUUGGUACGAGAUAAUUGUUUAGUGCCCACAAAAGAUGCACCCGAAUUGGGUUAUAUACGUGAAUCAUCUGAUAAACAAUACGUACCGGAUGUUUAUUAUAAGGAAAAAGAUCAAUACGGUAACGAAGUGCAACGUAUGGCUCGACCAUUGCCGGUUGAAUAUCUACUUGUCGAUGUGCCCGCUACAACGCCCCUACAACAGCAAUUCACGUUUACUCAAUACGAUAGACGUCAACCAUUUCCAGUGGAGAAUCGUUAUUUGGACGGUCAUCUGCAAGAUUUUAAUGCCCUAAGCACGUAUCUAUCGCAAUGGGAGAACGAUGAAUACUUACAGGCGAUGUCCGACUUUCAUUUACUUGUAUAUUUAUACAGAAUGGAUAUGUUGCCCAUGCGUCAGCAUAUUAAGCCAUUAUUAGAAGCGGUACACACUAAAAAUUCUAGUAUGGCUUACAAUUUCAAAAAGGAAGAAGUAUGGAAAGUGCUGGAAUCCUUAAUACAAGCCAGUUCAAGUGGUAGUGGCGGUACGACAAGUUAUCCUUCCGUUGGUGUUAGCUCCGCUGAUGUAGGCGUUACUGCCCCUGCUUCAUUUCAAGCGCGUCCUGCUGCCGGCGGGGGAACUGCACCCGCUCCUUUGGAGACAUCAGACAAUGAAGCUGAGACCUGGACUUGCAAUCAUUGUACAUUCAUUAACAGCAGCGAGCUAACCUCUUGUGAAAUAUGCUCUCUACCGAGAUAAAUUCUGCUAUGUAGACGCUAAGAGAAUUAUG